UACAUUGAAAACAUUAUUGUAAAUUAUAAUAUGGUGGCUGAAAAGGUAGACAAAGAGGCUGCUGGCCAGCUGCUGGAUUCCAUGUACCUGGAUAUGUUCCGCUUAAUCGAAGAGCACACCCAGUGUCGAGUGAAUCUGGAGAGAGCCAACGCCAGCGGAGCCAUACUCUUGGCCAGAACGAGGUUCCAGGCUGGGGGCUGUAAUUCCGUAUCCAAGGCGCAGAUCCCAACGGAGAACAGUGCCGAAUUCAAUGCCCUUUGCCGGGUUAUAAAGGCCAAAGACGAGAAUGAGGUCAACAUCGAGCGGCAUGAGGUGGAUAAGGCCAAUGGUUACGUGGAGCCCCUGCACUGGUUCUCGGUUCUGCCGCCCAUGAGUUUACGCCACGCCGUGACCAAUUUCCGGGAUUGCAUUGAGCUCGUUGCGGAGAGCACUAAUCUUCAGAGGCAGCUGACAGAUGUUUUGUCCUGGAUCUCGAAGCUACGACAGAGUGUACUGAGGCAGUAGAUGUACCCAUUGAGCAUGCAAACAAUUGUAGUAUUAAGAAUAAAGUUAAAGCUGAUGUAAA
Messenger RNA from Drosophila subobscura, 565 nucleotides. RefSeq lists its product as uncharacterized. The transcript has 2 exons. The coding region runs from base 31 to 504 and encodes 157 amino acids. The record is from RefSeq and is a predicted model, not a curated record. Gene Ontology annotation, cellular component: extrinsic component of endoplasmic reticulum membrane. NCBI's taxonomy places the organism in Eukaryota, Metazoa, Arthropoda, Insecta, Diptera, Drosophilidae. Gene Ontology annotation, biological process: vacuolar proton-transporting V-type ATPase complex assembly.